Messenger RNA from Belonocnema kinseyi, 1692 nucleotides. RefSeq lists its product as uncharacterized. The coding region runs from base 1 to 1692 and encodes 563 amino acids. The record is from RefSeq and is a predicted model, not a curated record. Gene Ontology annotation, molecular function: nucleic acid binding. The transcript has 4 exons. NCBI's taxonomy places the organism in Eukaryota, Metazoa, Arthropoda, Insecta, Hymenoptera, Cynipidae.
AUGGAAUUGGAACAGCAGCUUUCUAUUGAUGAACUCGCCUUGGGAGAUAUAGACAACGAAGACUUAAUAGAAGCUGAAGGCAUAGGUGCUAGGGAUAAUAAACAUCAUGUACCAGAUCCACUAGAACCACAUCCAAGUAUUAAUAACGAUGAUUUGCAUACCGAAAUGCCAGAAAAACUACAGGACCUUGAAAGAAAACUUUUGGCUCAUGAGCGUUCCGGCAUUCCUGUUACUCCAAGAACGAAAGCACUUCAAUGGGAUCACCGAUACGAGGAGCAGGAUCACUCACAGGUCAUUAAGGGUCUUACCCAACUUCAAGCAAUCCAGAUACCGCGAUGGACCGGACAAGGUGCUGACAAUCUGGGUUGCGAGCUGCAUGGCUUUUCUGACGCUUCGAGCAGAGCUUAUGCUGCAGUCGCAUAUCCCCGUAUUAUUCAGAAGGAAGGAAGUGCACGAGUAACUUUACUGACUGCUAAAACGAGAGUGGCUCCUAUCCUACCUGUGACCAUACAUAGACUUGAAUUGCGAGGAGCUCAGUUAUUAGCUAAGACUCUACAUUUUUUAAUUUUAACAAUGGGGUUUGAAAGUAUCCCACUUUAUUGUCACACUGAUGCCUCUAUAGUGUUAGCUUGGUUAACCAAGCAUCCAUCGACUUGGCGUACGUUCGUAUCUAAUCGAAUGGCUCACAUUCAUGAGCUUGUUCCAAACGCUAAGUGGAGAUAUGUUCCCACUAAGGACAAUCCCGCUGAUUGCGCUUCCAGGGGUCUCUUCCCAGAAGAAUUGGAGGAUAAUCCCUUAUGGUGGCAUGGUCCACAAUGGCUGACCAAACAUUCUGCUAGUUGGCCAGAAUCAAGGUCCGUUUUGUCUCAAGAUAUGGACCUUGAGUGGAGUAAAAAAGUUACUUAUCAUACUAUGAAGCAGGCUAAGCAACCCUUCGACCAAGCUGAUAGGUUUUCGUUUUGGCCAAAUUUGUUGAGAGUGACCGCCUAUUGUCUUCGAUUUUUUACAGCUUUCAUGAUUAAGGUGGGUAAGUUACCGAAGACUGCGUUCCAACAUGAGACAUUGGCUCUCUCGUCAGAUGAGAUUCAGCAAGCUUUCUUGUAUUGGAUCAGGAGAAUUCAAAAGGAAAACUUCGAACCUGAGUUGUGCGCCCUUCAACAGGACAACCAGAUAAAACAAAGCUCGUCUUUAAAAACUUUAUACCCAUUUUUAGAUGAAUCUGGUGUACUGCGUUUGGGGGGAUGUUUAGAUAAUGCCCCAAUUAGUUACGAUGAAAAGCAUCCUAUUACAGUUCCGCGUCAUCGAAUAAGUGAGCUUAUCGCUCAUCAAUCACACAUUAGAUCAUUUCAUGGUGGUACGCAACUUGCUUUACGCACGUUACGACAGAGAUUUUGGGUGUUAGGAGCUCGCACGCUUGUCAAGAGAUUGAUUUAUGUCUGUGUUUUAUGCGUCCGUCAGCGAGCUACUCUUUCUCAACAGCUGAUGGGAGCUUACCAUCGCUUUACAAAUCGUCGUGGAUUACCUGCUCACAUGUACAGUGACAAUGGUACCACAUUUCAGGGAGCUGAAAGAGAAUUGCGUAAUUGCCUUUUAAAUCUACGUAAAGAUUUAAACUUGCAGAAUCAACUCGCCAGCCAAGGAAGUACUUGGCAUUUCAUUCCGCCUUCUGCACCCCAUUUCGGGGGAAUGUGA